Molecule: messenger RNA, 1944 nt
Organism: Myotis brandtii (Brandt's bat)
Lineage: Eukaryota; Metazoa; Chordata; Mammalia; Chiroptera; Vespertilionidae
Gene: PSMD5
Product: proteasome 26S subunit, non-ATPase 5
Exons: 10
Coding region: 79-1596 (505 amino acids)
Biological process (GO): proteasome assembly
Cellular component (GO): cytosol
Source: RefSeq, a predicted model, not a curated record
ACUCGGAGAAUCCCGCCGGGAUCCUGGAGCCGGGAGCCGGGAAGGCGGUCGUGCAAGCCCCUUUCUGCUGAAGGAGGCAUGAUGGCGGCCCAGGCGCUGUCGCUGCUGAGGGAUGUGUCGCGGCUGGAAGCGCCGCUGGAGGAGCUGCGCGCGCUUCAGUCGGUGCUGCAGGCGGUGCCGCUCAGCGAGCUCCGCGAGCACGCGGCGGAACUGCGCCUGAGUCCGCUUUUCUCCCUGCUCAUUGAGAACCAUCGGGAACAGACCACUUUGUGUGUAUCCAUUCUGGAGAGAUUGCUCCAGGCUCUGGAGCCAGUUCACGUGGCUCGGAACUUCAGGGUUGACCUGCAGAGGGGACUGACUCACCCCAAUGAUUCCGUAAAAAUCCUCACUCUAUCCCAGGUUGGAAGAAUUGUUGAAAAUUCUGAUGCUGUUACUGAGGUUCUAAAUAAUCCUGAAUUACUAAAACAAGUCAUUUAUUGUAUUGGUGGAGACAAUCUAUCUGUAGCUAAAGCGGCCAUUAAAUCCCUGUCAAGAAUAUCACUGACCCAAGCUGGACUGGAGGCUUUAUUUGAAAGCAAUCUGCUGGAUGAUUUGAAAACUGUAAUGAAAACAAAUGAUAUUGUUCGAUAUAGGGUCUAUGAGCUAAUUGUGGAGAUCUCUUCUGUGUCACCAGAAUCUCUAAACUACUGUUCCACCAGUGGGUUGGUAACCCAGCUUCUCAGAGAGCUGACUGGGGAAGAUGUGCUGGUCAGAGCUACCUGUAUAGAAAUGGUGACGUCAAUGGCAUAUACUCAUCAUGGACGACAGUACCUUGCUCAAGAAGGAGUGAUUGAUCAGAUAUCUAAUAUAAUUAUUGGGGCAGAUUCAGACCCUUUUUCUAGCUUCUAUUUACCAGGAUUUGUGAAGUUUUUUGGGAACUUGGCCAUCAUGGAUAGUCCUCAACAGAUCUGCGAGCGUUUUCCAGUUUUUGUGGAAAAAGUCUUUGAAAUGACAGAAAGUCAGGACCCCACCAUGAUUGGCGUAGCAGUGGACACAAUUGGAAUCCUGGGAUCCAAUAUUGAAGGAAAACAGGUUUUACAGAAGACAGGAACUCGAUUUGAACGCUUACUGAAGAGAAUAGGAUAUCAAGCAAAGAAUGCCUCAACAGAGCUCAAAAUUAGGUGUUUGGAUGCAGUUUCAUCUAUUCUUUAUUUACCACCUGAGCAGCAGACUGAUGACCUCCUGAGGAUGACAGAAUCCUGGUUCUCUUCUUUAUAUCGGGACCCGCUGGAGCUCUUCCGUGGCAUCAGUAAUCAACCCUUUCCUGAACUACACUGUGGUGCCUUAAAAGUGUUCACGGCCAUUGCAAACCAACCCUGGGCUCAGAAACUUAUGUUUAACAGUCCAGGUUUUGUAGAGUAUGUGAUGGACCGGUCCAUAGAGCAUGACAAAGCUUCAAAGGAUGCCAAAUAUGAACUGGUGAAAGCACUCGCGAAUUCCAAGACAAUUGCAGAAAUCUUUGGGAACCCAUAUUAUUUGAGACUCAGAACUUAUGUGAGUGAAGGUCCAUACUAUGUGAAACCUAUUUCCACAACAGCAGUGGAAGGAGCUGAGUGAUUUCUUCUAGAGUCUAAAUCAUUUUUGGACCAAAACUUCUCCUAAGGCAUUUGACUCUCUCUGUAUUUUACUAAACAGAGACUUCUCUCCCCCCAGAAUUAUCGUAGUGUGUUGAACCUAAUUUUAUCACCAGCAUUUGUUGUGUUUCUACAUAAAGUACAAUGUGAAACCAAGAGAGCACAAACUUGGUUAUAAUUGAAACAUAUUUUUCACAUUCAUUUGACUGCCUUACUGUUUACAAGAAGAUGGAAGUUUUGUUCUCCCAGAAAACUUGUGGACUUACUGUCUUUUUUAAAAGUUUGCUUUAGCCCUGGCCAGGUGGCUCAGUUGGUUGGAGCGUCGUCCUGU